Phaeodactylum tricornutum CCAP 1055/1 is the source of this 1419-nucleotide messenger RNA. RefSeq lists its product with no specific name. The record is from RefSeq and is a predicted model, not a curated record. NCBI's taxonomy places the organism in Eukaryota, Bacillariophyta, Bacillariophyceae, Surirellales, Neidiaceae. The transcript has a single exon. The coding region runs from base 172 to 1419 and encodes 415 amino acids.
CAUAAUGGCACUACCGUAAUUGUCUGAUGCACACCGUAGGGCAAACCAAAUCCACGUAUCCACGAAACCAACUGCUGAAUUUUUGGUCUUGUACAAGUAUUUUGCGACAACCGUAACUCACUUCUUGUAUUUCUAAAAGCUAGUCCGUACAGAGGUUUCUGUUAAUCUAAAAUGGACUGGGGGGCGCUCGACGAAGAAAGCUGCAACUGCGACGAAAGCCCGAGCCACAAGAACCGUGAUACUAAAGACUACUUUUCAACCAGCAGUGAAAGAAGAGUUUCCGGUCCAGGGAACAGUCAAUUGUCGAAACAGACGUCUGGCCAAGCUUGCGCCGAUUCGAAGCUGAAAAAGCAGCCCAAGCAGACAGGGAAAUGGAAGAAGCCCCCCGGGAUGCCCAAGCGGCCGCUUUCUGCGUAUAAUUUGUUUUUUGCACACGAAAGGAAGCAGCUUAUUGCCUGUGGCGUCCUUGCCAGUGGCAGACAGAAGAAGCAUUAUACAAAGCAAUCGACGACUUUACGUAGACCUCCCCGAAAAAUGGGAUUUGCAGGGCUAGCGCGAGCGGUUGCAGCCAAAUGGAAGAUGAUUGAUGAUAGUACCCGGCAUACCUUCAAUCAACAGGCAGAAUGUGAGCAAGCAAAAUACAAAAUAGCAAUCAAACAGUGGAACAGCCAGCAUCUAGAUUUGUCAGAAACGAACGUAGUCAAUCAUGUUGGGCAAGAUAGAGCCACGUGCAGCGAAUAUGACUUCAGCAGCAAUCCGCUCCUCCAUACUCCGAAAGAAGGACAAGCAACAAAAGGAAAGAGUCUUCCAAUUCCCACUGUGUAUGUCGCAAGGCCAGGAAAUGGUACUGUUGGGUGUAAUGUUCAUCAAAGUGAAGACACCCUUCCGCAUGGUUUACAAGAAAGUCGCGUAGUGGAUCGGGCUCGUUCCACAGAGAGAUGGUACAGCGGGGCACAACCUAGUGGAUUUGUUAGCCUUCCUUUCACUCAUGAGCAGUCCUCUACAAACCGAGUCUGCAAUAAGCGAGCCACGUCCCUAGGACAAGCUGCCGGCGUUGUUCCACCGCGUAUUAUGCCGCCAAUUCUUCAACAUGACGACUUCAAAAUGGUGCCGCAAUCCCGCAAGAAUCGCUCGUCGACACAACGAGAACAACACAUAGCAAUGGGCCGUUAUGGGUCUGCUCAUGCAUCAGGGAGUCAAAGCCGUAGUAAAAUGGAGCCCGCAAAAGGCUUCUGUAGACAUGAUGAAAAGGUGGAGUCAAAGCAUCUCAUAAAAGUACUGUCAUCUUCCGGAAGUGAAUUUCCGACGAAAGGAGCAAGAUCUAUAUUGUCAGCAAAAGGCAGGUCGUUUCGCCAAUUAAUAUUUGAUUUGGAUGAUGAUGAAGUAGAUCUGCUGCGGGAACUGGCUAAAAAUCCCUAA